UGUAAGCAUAAACGCAGAAGGCGGAGUUUCUCUGUAGGUAAACCGGCCCUUUCAUCUUUGACUUCACUUCACCAAAACACUGCGGCUGAUGCGAACAUCUCCAUAACUGAAUGUAUUUACAUAUAGGUUGGGCGUUAUAAGUCAUUUUUCACAAAGCAUUGUAGGUGUCUGCCUGCACCUGAAACACUUCACCAUGGACAGCGAGGGCAGAAAAGUGGUCGUUUGUGACAAUGGUACUGGGUGCUGCAAUAGAUGCCAGAUGCAUGCUGACUCGUGUUCACGCAGGGGCGUUUAAAAUGGCUUGAAUCUGUUUGAACAUGUUUCAAGAGGAACGCAGAUGAGCACAUCACCUUAAAAGGUGGUAGGGAAAAGUAUACAAGGUUAUUGGUCACAAUUAAGGAAGUGCUAAAUGGGAAGUUAACAGCCCCACACUACUCCCCACAAAAAGCUCCUCUUCUGAUCCUGACAUAGUUUUUCAAAAAUCAUGCAUGAUUUUCACACUUCAGCACAUCAACAACAUCAAUACAGUAUUUGCAAUAUUAAAUGUUUUAUCUGCAGUCGUGUCCUGACACCCCUGAAAUAUGAACCGCAUUGCAUCUUAUCUUUUUAGACUGCUCACUUGUCAUCCUCUCUCCAAUUAUUUGCAGUUUGUCAAGUGCGGUUUUGCUGGGUCCAAUUUCCCCGACCACAUCUUCCCAGCCCUGGUGGGUCGUCCCAUUAUUCGGUCAAAUACAAAAGUAGGAAAUAUAGAGAUCAAGGAUCUGAUGGUUGGGGAGGAGGCGAGUGAAUGCCGCUCCAUGUUGGAGGUCUCGUAUCCCAUGGAGAAUGGAAUCGUCCGCUGCUGGGAGGACAUGCUGCAUCUGUGGGAUCACACCUUCGGUCCGCAGCGGCUGAAUGUCAGCCCUCCUGACUGUAAGGUUCUGCUGACGGAACCACCCUUGAACCCGCUGAAGAACCGUCAGAAGAUUGCUGAGGUCAUGUUUGAAACCUACAAAUUCCAUGGCGUCUACAUUGCUAUACAGGCAGUGCUGACACUCUACGCUCAGGGCUUGUUAACAGGUGUGGUGAUUGAUUCAGGAGAUGGAGUGACUCAUAUUUGUCCAGUGUAUGAGGGCUUCUCUCUUCCCCACCUCACUCGCCGUUUAGACAUCGCAGGACGUGAUAUCACACGUUAUCUCAUAAAGCUUUUGCUUCUGAGGGGCUAUGUCUUCAACCAUACCGCAGACUUUGAGACAGUGCGAAUGAUGAAGGAGAAGUUGUGUUUUGUAGGCUACAACAUCGAGCAGGAACAGAAGCUGGCCAAUGAGACCACAGUUCUGGUGGAGUCCUACACGUUACCAGAUGGCCGGAUAAUAAUGGUUGGAGGUGAAAGGUUUGGAGCCCCAGAGGCCCUUUUUCAGCCUCAUCUUGUUAAUGUGGAGGGUGUCGGUGUGGCUGAACUGCUCUUCAACACCAUCCAAGCAGCAGACAUUGACUUAAGGGCGGACUUUUACAAGCACAUAGUCCUGUCUGGAGGCAGCACCAUGUACCCUGGACUUCCUUCCCGUUUGGAGCGUGAAAUCAAGCAGCUUUACCUGGAGAGAGUUCUGAAGGGAGACACUGAGAAACUCUCUAAAUUUAAAAUCCGUAUUGAAGACCCUCCACGGCGUAAACACAUGGUGUUUAUGGGUGGGGCGGUGUUGGCCAACAUCAUGAAAGAUAAAGAGAAUUUCUGGAUGUCAAGAGCGGACUACGAGGAGAAAGGCCUAAAGGUGCUGGACAAACUGGGAGGUGGUCUACGAUGAGAGAGCAAGAAUGGGAUUCUUCAUACACACAAAAGCUUGUAUUCACAUCCAUUGUUACUAAUAUAACAUAAUUGUAACACUUAAGUACACUUUUCCCUUAAGACUAUAUUUGGUCAAUUUAUGAACCUUUUUCUAUGUGGGAACAUUUAGCAAUGCAUUUCUUUCAGGUUUUGCUAUUCUUCUGGGAAUGUGUAAAUGGAGGGAUUUAGCCUGGCUAAAUGUUAAAUAUAAUUUCUUUUUCAUGUUAAAAUACUUUCUCCUAUCCAAGCAAACACUGUUUAUGUGGCACUAUAAAAAUUGUUUGUUAUGAGCGGCCUGUCCAGCCAUGGACCCUUUAAAAAAAAAAUUUUUUACAUUUCCUGGUUUGGAACCUGGAUGUCAAAUAUACUGAAGCAGGGUAAACUUAACUAGCAGUGAAUGGGAAAGUGUGCCCAUUUGCUCCAACAGCAAAAGAAAAAGUCCAUUUUUACAUUUUCACAACUUUACAUAAGAGGAAAUAAUAAAAGUUACUCCAUAUUGUUUUUUCAAAAAAUACAAAAUAAUUUGCAUGUGUGCUAAAUGUAUUAUUUUACCCUGUCAUUAAUUAAAAAAUCUAUAGAGUAAUGUUAGAAUUUUACACUAAAUAUUUAAAACUAAAUUUAAUAGGAAAAAGUUUUAGAUUUACGCUUCUACAUAAUGCAGAAACGCAUGAACACUGCCUGUAAAAAGGGUCCAUUGACUCAACCAAUGGCGUGAGUGGUAAUCUAUUUGUUCGAUCAAUGGCAGAUGGGGGAUUGUUUGAACAAGAGGUUUGAAGACAAUGUUUAUUUUUGCAAUUUCGUUUGGUGGCUCAAAAAUUACACAUUUCAGCAUUAACACAUUUGUAUAUAUUAAAGGUGCACUCAGUAAGUUUUCAAACUUAAACGGAUAAGUGUGGAUGUGAUUUUUAUUUAUUUAUUUAUUUUUUUUAUGAGGAACAAAAUGUGUGCACCUUUAAAAAAAAAAAAAAAGAUCACUUUUUUUCAGACAGAAAAAGUAACAAAUGGUUUUUAGAUGGCAUAAUGAAUGAUGGCUAAAACUAAAAAAAAAACUAAAACUGAUUGAGUACUUACUGUGUCUGCACAAUACUUAGAUCUCUCUUGUUUUUCAAAGAAAUUAACAUACAACAACUUGUUGCUCCAAAGUAGGACAACAUUCUCAAAACUACAUUAGAAAUGAUUACUAAAUUACUGCUGCCAUCUAGUGGACUACAAACACACGUUAUUUACUUUGAUGAUAAACACCACAAACUUUCCUAUGUUAUUUUCCCUGCAAGUAAUUCACCCAGAAAAACACUGAAAAGCUCCAUAGAGAUAGACUUGAACAGUAAGCAUCCACAUUCAAGUUUAAUAUUGUAAGUCAGUGAAUAAGCAUACAGCACCUUUCUGUAGGCAGUAAACAUAUAAAGAAAUUGUGCUCAGAUGAGAUGCAUGACAUUCAUUCAUGCAUCAAAAUGAACUGUGUCACAAACAAAUGCAUGCAGAGGUCAAAUAUCAAGAGUUCAACUGAUCCAGCAAUGAAAGCGAUCCAGCAAAGAAAACUGAAUUCAUCAUCAGAAACCCAUGUAGAAUAAGAAUUACAUUAUAGUUAAUACACGGGAGAAAACAAAUGUUACAAUGUCACAUUAAAUUAAGUUCAGUAAAAUAGCAUUUGAUGGAACAGUUUUUAGAUUAAAACUAAAACCAGUAUGUGAAAUUACUCAGUAUCACCUACCUUUCGCCAAACUAACAGGGAAAUCUCCUGACUUAAAGGGAUAGUUCACCCAAAAAUAUAAAUAGUCAUAAUUAACUCACCACACUCCAAAUACGAUUUUUUUUUUUUUUUUUUUACACAUGGAACACCUAAGGAGAAGCAGAAUGAAAGCACCAUACAAUGAAAGUGGAUGGUGACCAGAGUCUGUCAAGCCCCAUAAAAGACAAAUAAAAUAAAUAAAAUAAACACCAUAAAAGCAUCACAGAAGUACUACUUGCACUAUAUUCCUAGUAUUCUGAAGCCAUAUGGCUUUGGGUGAGGAACAGAAUGAAAGUUAAGUUAUUAUUCACUGAAAAUCUUACUUGACAGCCGUGGUCUCCAUUUGCUUUUAUUGAGAGGAAAAGAGGAGCUUGGACAUUCUACUACAAAUAACUAAUUUUGUCUUCCACACAUCAAGAAAGUCAUACUGAUUUCAAAAGACAUGAGAUUAUGAGUAUGUGAGUAUGAGUACAGAAUUUCUACUUUUGGGUGACCUAUUCCUUUAACAGCUUUUCUUCCUGGUAUGAGUAAGCAGUCAUAAAUCAAACUUAAGUCUCUGACAGUGUCACCAUGUUUAUCUGCCCACCAUAGAGUGAAAUUACAGUUGUACAUUCAGUGAAUUCGGCAUGAUGCAUUAUUCAGGCUGAACACAUGAAAUACAUCCGAUUAAUUCAUUGGAGUCUGAUUUACAAUUGAUUAUGAUGUAACAUUUUCACUACUGUACAUUCUUCAAACACUGAAAUAAUCUGAUUUCUGAAGAACAUGAUAGAAUUCAUCGAAUAAACACAAAAAUCAGUUCAGUGGUGAUUCACGACUGUUCAUUUAAUAAAUGCUCAGCAAAUAAAAUAGCUGGUGCCUUCCAAGUAAUACUCGUACAAGUGAGCAGUCAGUGAAAGCUGUAGUACCAGUAGUGUUAUUGUAAAACUCACAUACAGUGGUGUGAAAAAGUGUUUGCCCCCUUCCUGAUUUC
This is a messenger RNA of Myxocyprinus asiaticus (Chinese sucker), 4503 nucleotides long. RefSeq lists its product as uncharacterized. Lineage: Eukaryota; Metazoa; Chordata; Actinopteri; Cypriniformes; Catostomidae. The record is from RefSeq and is a predicted model, not a curated record. The transcript has 8 exons. Bases 582 to 1784 code for a protein of 400 amino acids. Gene Ontology annotation, cellular component: actin cortical patch; Arp2/3 protein complex. Gene Ontology annotation, molecular function: actin filament binding. Gene Ontology annotation, biological process: Arp2/3 complex-mediated actin nucleation.